Molecule: messenger RNA, 2933 nt
Organism: Dendroctonus ponderosae (mountain pine beetle)
Lineage: Eukaryota; Metazoa; Arthropoda; Insecta; Coleoptera; Curculionidae
Gene: Hmt-1
Product: ATP-binding cassette sub-family B member 6
Exons: 16
Coding region: 178-2697 (839 amino acids)
Biological process (GO): transmembrane transport; heme transport
Cellular component (GO): membrane
Molecular function (GO): heme binding; ABC-type heme transporter activity; ATP hydrolysis activity
Source: RefSeq, a predicted model, not a curated record
AUCACAAUGUUGACAUUUCAGGCUUAAACAAUCAUUUGCUAUUAUUAUUCUAAAUAUACAAUUUUGUAAUGAGUAAUGACUAAACAAUAAUAUAAAGAAACGUAAUCAAAGUUCGCAUUAAUUUAUUCAUUGAAGCUAUGAUUAACUAGAGUGUUAAGCGGUGUAUGAUAUAGAUAGAUGAAGAUGGUCACUCAGUACAACUUCUCAUACUGUUCCCCAAAUGCUUCUAUUUGGGACGUUCGGGUUGAUAAUGGUGUUAACCCAUGUUUUAUGGACACACUAACUAGUUCUAUAAUUGCUGGAUUUAUUUUAAUAGCUGGAACAAUUCAACUAUAUAUAUACCGGAAAUAUGGAACAGAAGUAUCACCAGCGCACUUGCCUAAAUCAAAGCUCUAUUGUUUACAGAUAGUUAUUACUGUAUGCUUGCCGAUUAUUAAUGUAGUUAGACUUAUAUUAACGGCAACAAUAUUUGAAGACUCGGCAGUUUAUGGAUACAUGAUUACAUACCUCUUUUUGACAAUAUUUGCAUACCUUUAUUCAGGAUGGAUAAUCAAUAUCGAGCGACAUUUCCUAUUGCCAUCAGUGCCAACCAGAGGCCAUGGGGUAGUAUUAUUAUUGUUUUGGACGCUAGUAUUUGUUGCAGAGAAUUUAGCGUUUUUGAAUCUAAACCAAAAAGAUUGGUGGUUUCAACUGCAAGGCAUUACGAACAAGAUUCAAAUGUCUUUGUUCGUUGUGAGAUAUGUUUUAACCCUGGUGCUUUUUGCGUUGGGGCUGAAAGCUCCCGGAAUAAUUCAAAAUAUAGAUUAUUUCAAUUUAAAUGAUUCCACCAGAAACUUAGUACCCGGAACUAACGAAAAUGAAUCCACAUGGAGGAAUUUUUGGAAGAAGAUGAAAACUUUGAUGCCGUUUAUGUGGCCAAAAAAGGAUUGUGCAUUACAAUUACGGGUUGUAUUUUGCUUUUUUCUACUAGCUGGAGGAAGAGUGGUUAAUUUGUAUGUUCCACUCUACAACAAGCUUAUUGUAAAUUCGUUGUCUAAUGAUAAUGGUCAGAGUCCUAGCUUCAGAUGGGAUUGGAUUUUAAUUUACGUUGCUUUCAAGUUUCUUCAAGGUGGUGGAACCGGAGGUAUGGGAUUGUUAAACAAUUUGAGAUCAUUUUUGUGGAUAAGAAUUUCUCAGUAUACCACCAGAGAAACAGAAGUAGAACUUUUCCGGCAUCUGCAUAGCUUGUCUCUCAGAUGGCAUUUGAGCAGAAAAACGGGCGAAGUAUUAAGAGUUAUGGACAGAGGAACGGAUAGUAUCAACAAUUUGUUGAACUAUAUAUUUUUUUCAAUUACCCCAACUUUAAUAGAUAUUGUCAUAGCUGUGGUAUUCUUCUGUACCGCCUUUAAUGCUUGGUUUGGAUUGAUUGUAUUUGUUACUAUGAUGUUGUAUAUUGCCAUAACCAUUUGGGUUACUGAGUGGCGCACAAAAUUUAUUAGAAGAAUGAAUUUGGCUGACAAUGAAACCAGAGCUCGUAGUGUUGAUUCUUUGUUGAAUUUUGAAACGGUCAAGUACUAUGGUGCAGAAACGUACGAAGUGGAUGCUUUCAGAGAAGUUAUUUUUAGGUUUCAGGGCGAAGAAUGGAAAUCUAAUGUAACUUUGAAUGUACUUAAUACAGUUCAAAAUAUUAUUAUUUGCACUGGUUUACUAGGAGGAAGUCUACUUUGCGCCUACCUAGUAGCAGAUAAGCAUACCCUUACAUCUGGUGACUACGUUUUAUUUGCUACUUACAUUGUUCAACUUUAUGUUCCACUGAACUGGUUUGGCACCUAUUACAGGUCAAUUCAGAAAAACUUUAUUGAUAUGGAAAAUAUGUUCGAUCUACUUAAAGAGGAAAAAGAAAUAAUUGAUGCCCCUGGUGCUGGGCCUUUAGUGGUUAGAAGGGGUGCAGUCGAAUUCAGUAACGUCAGUUUCAGUUAUGUUCCUGAGAGACUAGUACUGAAAAAUAUUACGUUUACUGUGCCAUCCGGAAAAUCAGUUGCUUUGGUGGGACCAUCGGGUAGCGGAAAAAGUACAAUAAUACGAUUAUUAUUUAGAUUUUACGACGUAGAAAAUGGUGGCAUUGUAAUAGAUGGUCAGAAUAUAAAAACGAUUACCCAGGAAUCUUUGAGAAGAGCCAUUGGUGUGGUACCUCAAGACACUGUUUUAUUCAACAACACUAUAAAGUAUAAUAUUAAAUAUGGCAGAAUGACUGCAACCGAUGCUGAUGUGAUAGAAUCUGCGCGGGGUGCUGAUAUCCAUGAGAGAAUAUUAACAUUUCCUGACCAGUAUGAAACCCAAGUUGGUGAGAGAGGCCUUAGACUGAGUGGUGGAGAAAAGCAAAGAGUAGCUAUCGCUAGGACUUUGUUGAAAGCUCCAGCUAUAAUACUUUUGGACGAGGCAACUAGUGCUUUAGAUACUCAAACCGAACGUAAUAUUCAGGAGUCUUUAAAUAGAAUGUGUGCUAACAGAACGACUGUAAUAGUAGCACAUAGACUGUCUACUAUUAUUCACGUCGAUGAAAUAUUGGUUUUAAAAGAUGGAGAAAUAGUCGAGAGAGGAAAGCACGAGCAUCUAAUAGGCCAAGAAGGAGUAUACGCUAACAUGUGGAAACAGCAACUAGAAAACAGAGACAAUUCUUCUGCUGAAGGUAGCUUAGAGCAAAGCGUGAAUACGUAAAAUUAUUUUUUUACUCAUUCGUAGUCUAUAAAGUUGCCGAUAGUAAAAUGUUCCAAAUAUUAAUUUUACUGUUGUAUUUUAAUUAUGGCAAGAUUCAAUAUUUCCUAUUCGUAUCAUACUAAAUUACAUUUAUCUUACUAUUAAUUAAUUUAGUCAAUUUAUUUGGUUCUACUGUCCCAAACAUAACAUGGUUCAGAACGAGGAUACGAACACUUAUUAAAUUUGUUGAUACGUUA